Mytilus trossulus (common blue mussel) is the source of this 2505-nucleotide messenger RNA. Its product is annotated as cAMP and cAMP-inhibited cGMP 3',5'-cyclic phosphodiesterase 10A-like. Gene Ontology annotation, biological process: negative regulation of receptor guanylyl cyclase signaling pathway; signal transduction. Gene Ontology annotation, molecular function: 3',5'-cGMP-stimulated cyclic-nucleotide phosphodiesterase activity; protein binding. NCBI's taxonomy places the organism in Eukaryota, Metazoa, Mollusca, Bivalvia, Mytilida, Mytilidae. The record is from RefSeq and is a predicted model, not a curated record. Bases 35 to 2455 code for a protein of 806 amino acids. The transcript has 3 exons.
AUUGUGACGUCGACGUCACCAUUGGAAUUUGUCUAUGUUGAAGUGGGCUUAUCAUGAAGCUGAAGAGCUUAGAAUCAUAGAAGAUAUAAUGUCUUGUAACAACCAUACAUUGUGUCGUCUAGGCGUAUACACCCCACUCCCGGGACAAGAUUCCAAGGACCGGUGGAGAAACCGUCACAUACCUCCUGACAUUACAGAACUAGAUGUGAAAAACUUCCUAAUAAAAAACCCGGACGUUUUUGAGGAAUAUGUAAUAGAAUCCGUGCCAAUUGAUGUUUUACAAAAUUUGAUCCAAGCCAAGCAGGAUAAACCUGAGAAAGGAAUACAUUUAGAAUGUGCCACAAUACCUCUUCAACAAAGGUACUGUCUGGACUCAGUGAAGGAUAUAAGUUCACAGUUAAUAGAUAUUGUAGAAGACCAUGAGAUUUAUGCAGAACUAUCAGAAAUGGUUCUUAUUGUAGCCCGAGCCGUCCAUGCCAGUCAUACUACUGUGUAUAUACCAACACAUCAAAACCACGAGCUUUGUAUUCUAAGGGAUGGCAAAUUAACACCUUAUGGGCCCAGUGGACUUAAAACUACAGUAUCUGCACACGCAGUCAUAGAAAGGAAGAGCCUUCUAGUAGAAGAUAUACAAUUUGAUCCCAGAUUUCCAAAAGGAAUUGGCCCUGUUGGAUACUCAGUCGGAAGUGUAAUCUGUAUUCCAGUUAUUUUGCCAUCAGAUGAUAUUAUAGGUGUACUCGAAGUCACAAGAGAACAAUCCAAGUUUUCGUUCGCAAAGGGUGAUUUGCAAACGGCGCAUGCUUUAGUGUCAUGGAUGACUGCAUGCUUGCACGAAUCUGAUAUGAAAAGAACUUUGAAUGCACAAAGCAAACUGAAUGACUUUCUACUUGAAACAUCUCGCGAAAUAUUUGAUGAAAUGAACUGUGUUGAUACCGUGGUACAGAAAAUUAUGACAUUUACAAAACAACUUGUAAACGCUGAUCGAAUUUCAAUGUUUCUUGUCGACGAAGAAAAACAAGAACUUUAUGCUGACUAUUUCGAUGAAGGUGAAAUAGAUGAAAACGGCCAGCCAAUGUUCAACAAAAAGUCACAGAUAAGAUUUCACAAGGACUUAGGAAUAGCCGGUUAUGUCGCUAGAACUGGAAAGGUUGUGAACAUCUACGACGCCUAUGAAGAUGACCGCUUCAAUCAAGCUGUAGAUAAAAUGACCGGAUAUAAAACCCGGAGUAUUCUGUGCAUGCCAAUUAUAGGAAAACAAAAAGUGGUGGGUGUGGUGCAGCUUAUAAAUCGCCUUGAUGCCGAAUGCUUCACGAAUGCAGACGAGAAUGCGUUUAAAUUGUUUGCCGUUUAUUGUGCCUUGGCCUUACACUUUUCCAACCUGUUCAACAUGGUGAAACAACAACAAACACAACAUAAAGUGGCGAUGGAGGUGCUUCAAUACCAUACCAGAACACCACAAGACGAGGUAGAUCAUUUCAAAGAAAAGCCCAUACCGAAUGAGGACGAAGUUCCGGAGCUACUGAAGUUUUAUGACUUUUGCUGUUAUGCAUACGAUGAAUACUUGCCUAAAUAUGUGAUUUAUCUUCUCCAGGAUAUGUUUGGAACAGAUAGCUUUGAGUUGGAAAAACUCUGUCGAUUCACAUUGACAGUGAGAAAGAAUUACCGACCGGUAACAUACCAUAACUGGCAACACGGGUUCCAUGUCUUCCACAGCUUAUGGUGCAUGGUCAAUGAUGACGAAACAUUUUCCCGAUUCGAUAAAAUGGCAUUUACAAUUUCUGGUCUUUGUCACGAUAUUGACCAUCGUGGUUAUAACAACGCUUUCUUUCAGAAGCUUCACCUUCCGUUGGCUAAUUUGUAUUCUACCUCAGUUAUGGAGCAACACCAUUACAGACAAACGGUUACCAUUCUUCAAACAGAAGGUACAGAUAUAUUCUCUUUCAUGACCGCAGAUGAUUACAAAGAAAUGUUAGAACAAAUUCGACACAAUAUUCUUGCCACAGAUUUAGCUCUAUACUUUGCAAACCAAAAAACUUUGUCAGGUUACAUAAAAGAUGGUUCAUUUGACAUAGAAAUUCCUCAUAUGCGUACGCAUGCUAAAGCUUUAAUGAUGACUGGUGCAGAUUUAUGUGCAUGUGCCAAACCAUGGGCAACGCAACAGGAGACGACAAAGAAUUUGUAUGACGAGUUUUACUUUCAAGGUGAUGAGGAAAAAAGGCAUGGUCUUACACCAAUACCAAUGAUGGACAGAAACAAAUUUGAUGAACUUCCAAAACAACAAAUUGGAUUUAUAGAUUUCAUUUGUAGGCCAUUAUAUCAAACAUUAUGCGACAUUCUUCCGAGAACGAUGCCACUACUGGCUGGAGUAGAUGAGAACAGAUCGCACUGGGCCGAACUUGCUGAACAAGAAGCUACAUCAUUUUCUAAAAUGGGGGUCAGUUCUAAGAACGAAUAGAUAUUAUACAUUUAGUUCUAUCUGUGAUAUAUUAAAUUAUUUAUAAACAG